CUGGAGGUCGGCGCGGCCGCGGCGCCGGCGGGCGGGGCGCCCAGCGAGGCGCCGACGGUGAUCGGGGCGAAGGGCGCGGAGGUGGACGCCCCCGCGGGGCUGCCGCAGAUCGCGGGGUCCGGGAACUUCGAGCUGCAGAUGGGCGAGACGCCGCUGGCGCCUCCGCCCACGACUUCUACGUGGGCCACGACCACGCCGCGGAGUGCCCUCCGCUCGGCUUCUCCGGCGCCGCGGCGCGGGCGCCCAGCUUCUCCGGCGGCGAGGGCGGCGGCGGCGAGCCGCUACCGCGUCUGCCGACGGUCGCGGGGAGCGCAGACGAGCCGAUGUGACGGGGCCACUUUCGGAACCCACCCGGCCGCCGCGCCGCCCUCGUGAAGCGGGCGGCCGCCGGAGGAGGGAGGAGCAGUAGGACUGAAUGCACGUGUGGCCACAGGUUUUCCCGGCGCCCGGACCUCCGCACGUGCACCCGCCCGUCUGG
Messenger RNA from Prorocentrum cordatum, 478 nucleotides. Lineage: Eukaryota; Dinophyceae; Prorocentrales; Prorocentraceae. The record is from the annotation of a GenBank genome assembly.